Camellia sinensis is the source of this 1064-nucleotide messenger RNA. Its product is annotated as CASP-like protein 5B3. NCBI's taxonomy places the organism in Eukaryota, Viridiplantae, Streptophyta, Magnoliopsida, Ericales, Theaceae. The record is from RefSeq and is a predicted model, not a curated record. Gene Ontology annotation, cellular component: plasma membrane.
UCAACCAAAAACCAAACACGAUGGAUGGUUUUGAGUGCGCGUGGGACUGCUCACGCCAGUUGUUGACUGUUUGAUGUUUGCUUUAAAUUUGUUUUUUAAGUAGCAAAAGAUGUUUGUUUGGUUAGGUAAUCACUGACUGUGUUUUGCUGUUUCUAUUGUUGCCUCUUCUUUCUCCACCUGGUCCUUUUUCCCUCUUCCCCUCUCUCUCUCCACGGUUUUCUUGCCAUCCAAACAAAUUUCUUCGGUGAUUUUGGAAUUUUAGCUCCUGGGUUUCAUUUUUGUGUUCAAAUGUUUUUUUAUCCAAGUGGGUUCCUGGGUUUUCUUGUUUUGCCUUUUUAAUCUUUGCUUUUUGGGUUUUCUUGAUGGCUAUUUUCACUGACCCAUCAAGAGAUUGAGUUCUUUUCUUGGAUUUUGGAGAGAGAAAAUGAAGGAUUUUGCUGGAACUCCUGGAACCAUCACUGGGCUUGUCCUAAGGAUUUCUCAGUGUUUGUUUGCAGCUGGUUCAAUUACUUCUAUGGCAUCUACUAACAGCUUCUUCAAUAUCACAGCUUUCUGUUACUUGAUUGCUUCAAUGGGUUUGCAAGUCAUGUGGAGUUUUACACUUGCAUUCUUGGACGCAUACGCCUUGGCAAAGAAGAAAGUCGUCCACAAUCAUGUCCUCGUCAGCCUCUUCGUGGUUGGAGACUGGGUUACGGCAACAUUAUCUCUUGCAGCAGCUUCUGCAUCAGCCGGCAUAACAAUGUUGUACUUUAGUGACUUUGGAGGCUGCCAGUCAGGUGGGGAAUGCCAAAAGUUUCAAAUAUCGGUCGUUUUGGCGUUUUUGAGCUGGAUAACAAUAGCAAUAUCAUCUCUAAUUAUGUUUUGGAUUUUGGCAGCUGGAUAGAACCUUUUUUUUUCUUCUUUUUUUUUGUGGUGGCUCAGCCUCUUGUUGAAAUAUUUAUAGUUUAACCCUCCACAUGGCUGUGAAUAUGAAAAGAAAUUAAACAGGAGAGAUAUGGUGAUGCUUGAAACAUGUUUUGGGGUUUCACAAUUAAAGCUUAAUCAGAAAAGUGUGUUUUUGUGUA